UUUUUUAGAGGUUAUGGUGAAACUUUGUUGAUGCACUCUGCAUCAGAUCUGUUGACAUUUUGUAGUGUUUCCAAUUUUGCAAUUUUACAUGUUUUUUACGAAUUUAAACAAUGCUAAAAGUAUUUCCAAAUCAUUCUUUGUUAUCUGGUAAAUUUGUUUCCAAAGCAUAAACCUACAAAUGGAUACAGUGACCUCUGUGGCCUUGCUACCUCUGCGACUAGGGGCCAUAAUCAAGGGCGGCGAUGUCCUUGGCGCCGUGGGGUCGAAUGUGGCCACCGUAUUCCGAGGCCCGAUCUCCUUCCUGCUGCGCCUGGCGUGGGAGUCCCGCAUCCGCCUACCCGUCCUCAUCACGGUCGCCUUCAUGGUGCUCGAUGUGAGGAUGCAACUAGAGAUUAAUGUCAACCUCGCCGUGCGGAGGAUUCCGAUGAUAGUUGUCGAGCCUGAUAUAUCCGAUGUGGAUAGUGAUGAGGAAGAUGACUCGGAUGUAGAAGAUGAUGAGGGAGAAGAUGAAAGCAGUGAAUGCUCUUAUCCGACAGACGGCACCGCAUCAGAUCCGUUGGAGAGUGAUGAUAACAGCUGCACCAGUCUGGAGCUGGACACCAAGACGAAAGAUUCAGUCGUUACGGCUGAAACUAAGCAGACUGUUGAGGGAAAAGAUCCAGCCGUUGCAGCAGAAGCCAAGCAGACUGUUGAGGGAAAAGAUCCAGCCGUUGCAGCAGAAACUAAGCAGGCUGGUGAGAUAAAAUAUUCAGUUGUUACAGCUGAAACUAAGCCGGCUGACGAGAUAAAAGAUACAGUCGUUACAGCAGAAACUAAGCAGGCUGUUCUGGGAAUAGAUUCAGAUGUUACAGCAGAAACUAAGCAGGCUGUUGUGGGAAAAGAUACAGAUGUUACAGCAGAAACUAAGCAGGCUGACGAGACACAAGAUUCAGCCGUUACGACAGAAAAGACUGAAAGCACUGCCGAUCAUAACCAGUCUUCGUCUAAAAGUAGCUAGCAUAGAAAAACUAAAUCAACUGAUCCCGUCUUCUAUUAUUUCUCUUGAGUUGAAAUCUAUUUAUUUCUGAUAAUUCAUAUUUUUCGGUCACAUGAAAACGUUUGUUUUUCCUAAAAACACACUGCACACAGGGACAAUAGUAGCUUCCACUAGCUAUUGCGGGAACACGGAGUUGGAAAUUCCAUGUACAUCUGAGUAUCGGACAUUCCCAAUUCCGCGUUCCCCGAUACCUACAGUCAACUACACAAAUUUAGCCCGAGGAAAAUUGAAACAGAUGAGUGCAACGUUGCCAAAUAAGAGUUGAUCAACGUUGCCACAGAUCAUUAUAAAUUAAUGAGAAUCGAUUAAUAAUUGUAUAAUAUACCUGACGAAUUGGCAACGUCUAUGGGUGUGGUUGGAAGGGGGGGGGGCUCAGGAGUACUCCUCUUGAUAUAAUACUCAUAUAUUCUAAUUUCUAUUGGACUAUUUUCGUGUGGUUUACUCUAGUGGAAGCCACUAUCAUCCAUGUAUGCUGGCUGCUAAAUUGAUUCGUGUUUAUCGCCAUUUCUCUUUCAAAUUGGUUGAAUAAUGUUCUACUCUCUUUAAGUAAAAAUUCUUGCUUAUAAUUCAAAUUCUAGUCUAGCUCUUUCUAUCAAUAUUGUUUCUCGUUUGUUUAUUUAUGUGUCAACUGGUAGAAUAAUAUUCUUAUCAGGCCCGGUAUCUAGGACACUUAUCAAAUGGUUUAUUAAACGUAAUACAGAUUCAAUGGUCAAUUAUAUUUAAUAAGUAUCCUAGAAACCGGGCCUUAUAACUUGAAUUCAGAUGUUAAUAAAUGUGCUGCCCACUUCUUGUCGUUUCAAUGUGUCUCGGUUAAUAAUUUUCAUGUAGACUGUUUGAAUGAUGUUUUUCAUAGACUUCCAACAUUAAUUCAAAUUCUAAUAAAUGUGCAGCCUGAUUCUUGUCUUGAUUUUAAUUUUUAUGUAAACUGUAUUAAUUAUAUUUCUCAUAGACUUCUAACGGAAAUUCAGUGUUGAAUAAAUGUAUAAUAAUAUUCUUAUCUUACUCUUUGUUCAUUAUUAAUUUCUGGUUAGAUAAUAAAUUUAUUGUAACUUUUAACAUGAAUGUAGAUUUUAAGCUUAGUGUUUUUCUGUUUUAUUGUGUAUUUCCGUAAUUUUUCAUGUUAAACCGCUGGUUUUAUCAGCCCCAGUUUGUAUAAAGUGUAAUUAUUAAUUAUUGUGAUAUGACAAUUCUAUCUAAAAGUCUUGUAAAGUUCUAUUCAGAUCAACAUAUAUUGAUAUAUGGUUGAAACUUGGAAUGGAGCUAUUGUGACAGUCGCAUAAGGCUCAGAACUGUAAAAGAGAUAAGAUUUGAGGAAUUGGAAACAAAAGAAAAGUUGAGAACAAAAGAAUCUGAGAAGAAUAAGUGAAUAAUAUGAAGAUUUAAACAAUAAUUUGGUCUUAAAUUUUUAAGAGUACAGUUUUGCUGCUUUCUCGUAAUAUUUCAAAUUUGUAAUUCAUAUAAUGCUAAAAAAAUAACUCGAACUUUCCCAUGUGAAAAAUGAGUGUUGCUAUGAAUAUUAUAAAAAUAUACUAAUUCAUUUGUUUUAAAAAUAUUUCUGAAUAUAUAUUUAUACAUCUGUAAUAAUUCUCUUUUUUAUUGGAUGUUACUGAUAUAAUAUCCAAGACACAAUGAGCUUGAAUAUGUCUUGAUGUAGAUAUUUUGCGAGAUUAUAAAUUGAUAGUUUUAAUACUUUA
Molecule: messenger RNA, 2730 nt
Organism: Nilaparvata lugens (brown planthopper)
Lineage: Eukaryota; Metazoa; Arthropoda; Insecta; Hemiptera; Delphacidae
Exons: 3
Coding region: 179-997 (272 amino acids)
Source: RefSeq, a predicted model, not a curated record